AUGGUUAGAACUACUGAGGCAGCUGUGGACAUGGGACCUGGAGCUCUGCUGCCCUGCAUCUGUGCCCUGCUCUCCCUGGACCUGCUGGCCACAGUGGAGCCAGCAGUGCCCCUGGAGGAUUUCUACCCCUUCGGCCAGGAAGAGGGGGAUUCCCAGACCAUCAAACAGGACGACGGGGGCUCUGGGCUGGUGGAGAUAUCUGUGGCAUUCCCUUUCUUCGGUGACCGGCAUGCGGGACUCUAUGUCAACAACAAUGGCCUGGUGUCCUUCCUGAGGGAGGUGUCCCAGUUCACGCCGGUGGCCUUCCCCAUCGCCGGUGACCGCAGGGUGGUUGCACCAUUCUGGGCAGAUGUGGACAACCGGCGGGCGGGCAAGGUCUUUUACAGGGAGAGCAAGGACCCCGUCAUCCUGCAGAGGGCCACUGCUGAUGUACGAAGAUACUUCCCAGAGUUCCCAGCUUUCACUGCUUCAUGGGCACUCAUCGCCACCUGGCACCAAGUCACUUUCUUUGGGGGCAGCUCUUUCACACCGGUCAACACAUUCCAGGUUAUCCUCAUAACAGAUGGAGACCUUGCCUUUACCAUCUUCCAAUACCAUGACAUCACCUGGACCACCGGAAUGCAUGCCAGCAGUGGUGGCGACCUGGCUGGCCUGGGUGGAAUUGCAGCACAGGCAGGUUUCAACGCGGGCGAUGGGAGGCGCUAUUUCAACAUCCCCGGGUCCCGGACUGAUGACGUUGUGGAUGUGGAAGGGACCACCAAUGUGGGUUACCCUGGGCGCUGGGUCUUCCGCAUUGAUGAUGCCCAGGUGCAAGUGGGCGGCUGCAAUGACUCAGCCUCUGUAUGCCCAAACCUGAGGCCCUGCAUGAACGGAGGCCGCUGCAUUGAUGACUGCAUCACGGGAAACCCCUCCUUCACUUGCUCCUGCCUGGCUGGUUUCACAGGGAGGAGGUGUCAGAUAGAUGUGAAUGAGUGUAUGUCGUACCCCUGUCAGAAUGGGGGUACCUGUACGGACCUGACCAACAGCUUCUCCUGCCAGUGCAUGCCAGGGUAUACAGGGCUGCUGUGCGAAACAGACAUCGACGAGUGCCAAGACCAACCAUGCCUCAACAAAGCACAAUGUGUCCAAGGCGUGGGCAACUUCACCUGUGUGUGUGCAGCGGGCUUCACAGGGACUCUGUGUGAGACAGAUAUCAAUGAAUGCAUGUCACAGCCCUGCCUGAAUGGGGGAGAGUGCGUCGACUGGGUGAACAAUUACACCUGCACCUGUCCCGUGACCUUCACCGGGAUGCACUGUGAGACAGAAGUCAAGGUUCAGAUGAAUGCCACAUUAACUGAAACUGAAAAGCAAACAGCCACUUGCAAGGGAGAGGGUUGUGAGGAUCGGCAAAUCUGUGAAUACAUCAGUCCUGGAAACUACAACUGCACGUGCUCCCCAGGCUACUUUGGUGACAACUGCGAAGAGGAGUGCCCCUGCCAGAAUGGGGGUGUGUGUGUCGACGUGAACGCCACCUGUGAAUGCCCGACAGGCUACACUGGCCUCUACUGUCAGUUUGAGGUCACUCAGACCCCCUGCAGCAACAGCAGGCCCUGCCCCGAUGGCGGACCAUGCUUGGAGUAUGGUGGGACAUACCUGUGCACUUGCCAGACCGGCAUCAGUGACAUUGACCACAAGGACUUCUACCCCUUCGUACAGACCCGCUCAGUCUGCGACUCAUCGCCCUGCCUGAAUGGGGGAUACUGCUAUGAGCGGGACGGGGGCUACACCUGUGAGUGCAAGCACGGCUACAGGGGAAAGCACUGCGAGAAAGUCAGGUUAAGUAGCUGUGCCUCUGGCCCCUGUCGCAAUGGUGGAUCCUGCAAAGAGGAGGCAGGCAGCUACCACUGUGUGUGUCCCUAUAGGUUCACUGGGAAACACUGUGAAGUGGGCAAGCCUGACCCCUGUGCCUCCAGUCCCUGCCUGAACGGGGGCACCUGUUUCCACUACAUUGGGAAGUACAAGUGUGAGUGUGCUGGCACGUACAGCGGGAGGCACUGCGAGAUCGGUGGUCCCUCUUCAUCCUCUUCUGCAGGGGUGGACUGUGGGCCACCAGCACAGGUGAAGCAUGCGGACGUGCAGUUUACCUCCAGUGUGCCUGGCUCCAUGGCCCUGUAUACCUGUCACCUAGGCUACACCCCCCUCCCCCGGGCCACCCAGAGCAUCUGCGGGAGCCAGGGGGCCUGGAGCCAGCCCCCUGUAUGUGAAGAGAUCAACGAGUGCCUGUCACAGCCCUGUCUGAAUGGUGGCACGUGUCAUGACCGCGUGGCGGCCUACCUGUGCGAGUGUGAGGACGGCUUUAGUGGACCUCGCUGCCAGACAGAUGUGGACGAGUGCCUGUCAGAACCCUGCAAACAUGGCGGGACGUGCGUGGACCAGCCUGGCACCUACUUCUGCCACUGCCAGCAAGGGUUUAUGGGACGGGACUGUGAAAUAGAGCAGGAUAGUUGUGAAUCAAGCCCCUGUCUGAAUGGAGGAGUGUGUCGGGGCUAUAGAGGAAGUCGUCUUUGCGUGUGCAAGGAGGGCUUCAUCGGAGACCGCUGCCAAAUCUUGGAGAAUCCAUGUGUACUGCAGCCCUGUGGGAAUCGUGGUUUCUGCCGCAGUGACAGGAGGGGGAAUUACAGCUGCACCUGCAGGGUGGGCCACACAGGCAGGGAUUGUGAGAAAGACCUGCUUCCCCCCUCGGGCUUACAUGUGCUGAGGGUGGAGGAGAGUGAGGUGGAACUGCGCUGGGACCUGCCAGAUUCCCCCCAGAGUCUCAUUAGCGGCUUUGCCAUCACCUAUGCACCCCUGGGACGCGGCGCCCGCAAAACCGACUUUCUGGACAAGCUUCACUCCACCCACCUGCUGCAGGGCCUUGCACCUGGCCACCUCUACAACAUCUCCACCUUCUCCGUCAAACGCAAUGCCAACAGCAACGACAUUAGCCAGCCUGCCGUCGCCCUCAUCCGCACCCGGCCCAAGAAAGUGGAGCAGCUGCAGGUGGUGAAUGUGUCAUCCUCGCAGGUGUGGCUGCGUUGGCUGGUGCAGGUGGGCCAGCACUCUGCGGUUAGCCAGGUGCGCGUGUCCCUUGCGGCUUCUGAUGGCAGCGGGACCCGCACCGCCCUGCUCAACACCAGCGUCACCGAGUACAGCUUCAGUUCCCUGCUCCCUGGUCAGAUGUACACUGUGGAUGUGCUAACGCAGAGUGGACUGAGACCAGAGGAGUUACCCUCCACCAGCCAUUCUGUAGGGCCACUGCGUGUCUGGACCAUGCCCCUUCCUCCUCAGAACCUCUCCCUGUCCCAUGUCACCACUACCUCGGCUCAGAUCACCUGGGACCGCCACCCCAGGAGCCUCCCGGAUGGCUUUGUUGUCAAUGUGACGCGGGGCUUGAGCAUCAGGAGCCGUUAUCUGCCCAGCGGAAAGACAAGUGUGUACACCCUGCGUGACCUCACUCCCGGGCAGCACUAUCGCCUGGCACUGACCGCUGUCCGCAACACUGACCAGGAGCAGGUCCACAGCGUGCCCCAGCACCUGGCCUUCACUACCUUACCAUUAGAAGAGCACCCAGAGAGGCGAGAAAGGCCUACGCAGGUGGAACGUGACCUGCAGCUCAGUCGACCCCUGACCCCCACUGUCCAGCAGGACCUGGGUGCGGUUUCAGAGCAGGAACACUCUGAAGAGAUGCCUAGAUACACAGAGCUGGUUGAUGGCAGAGGGAGGAUAACAGCCAAGUUCACCAAUCUGUCCAGGAAGUCCAUCAAACAUCGUAUGAAACCUGAGCCCCCAAUCAAAUUAGAGAAAAUGGAGGAGACAACCAAUAAAAUCAGUCUGGCAUUAGAAAUCCCUGAGGAAGUGAUGAAGAGAAGGUCUGAGCCUCCUCGGGACUGCCGGAGCCUGCCUUGCCAGAAUGGGGGGACGUGUGUGAGGGGGAGCGACUCUUACACCUGCGACUGUGCCAGCGGGUUCAAAGGACGGCAAUGCGAGCUGUUCUGCCAGAGAGUGCCACACCCCUGUACACGCCUCUACUCUGAGACGAAGAGUGUGCCCGUCUGGGAGGGCAGCGUCUGUCAUUACCUGUAUAAAAGGACCUAUAAAGUCCAGCAGGAUGUUUGUUACCGAGAAAUCUGUGAGCCCAUCCUUCCUAAGAAAACUCCCAGAAGCUCCUCUCAGAAGGUAUUGUGAACAGACUGUGUUGGAGGCAAGGAAUUCCCCAUGAUGAAGACCAGCCUCCAGCUGCUCUAACACGAGUCUGUUAGGCUUGUGUGAGGUCUGCCCCCACCAAUGCACCUCAAGUGCCCCUGCCCCCUCACCACCCCCAAUGCCUGCUGGAUCCUUGGAAGCACAUGUCAAUCAAAGGGGUUCAGAGUGAGAGGCUGAUACUUCACAUGCAACAGAAGAAACAAUCAUGAAUCACGGUCCAGUCCAGCAGUGCCCCUGCAUAAAAAACCAUACCUCAAAUUUCAAAGCUGAAGCAUUUGAACAAGUUUUGUAUGUAAUAUCAGUAUAGUCCCUCAGGGAGCUGGUGUAUCCUUGUUGACCCCAUCACCAACCCCACAUUUCUGUCCCCUGUGCUACAAACUCUUAGCAAAACCAUACACUCAUUCUGUGUGGCUGUGCAAAACCACAGUGGUUAAACCUGGUGUUAGACUGAAAAUAACUGGCUGCAGCUGAGUCCCAAUGCCAUACUUUAGAAG
This is a messenger RNA of Megalops cyprinoides (Indo-Pacific tarpon), 4715 nucleotides long. RefSeq names its product sushi, nidogen and EGF-like domains 1 (gene sned1). NCBI's taxonomy places the organism in Eukaryota, Metazoa, Chordata, Actinopteri, Elopiformes, Megalopidae. Gene Ontology annotation, molecular function: calcium ion binding; protein binding. Gene Ontology annotation, cellular component: protein-containing complex; plasma membrane. The record is from RefSeq and is a predicted model, not a curated record. The transcript has 32 exons. Bases 1 to 4203 code for a protein of 1400 amino acids. Gene Ontology annotation, biological process: cell-matrix adhesion; establishment or maintenance of epithelial cell apical/basal polarity; heterophilic cell-cell adhesion.